Messenger RNA from Elephantulus edwardii (Cape elephant shrew), 1320 nucleotides. It is a transcript of the gene SERAC1, whose product is annotated as serine active site containing 1. The transcript has 11 exons. Lineage: Eukaryota; Metazoa; Chordata; Mammalia; Macroscelidea; Macroscelididae. The record is from RefSeq and is a predicted model, not a curated record. Bases 1 to 1320 code for a protein of 439 amino acids.
AUGUCCCUGGCUGCUUACUGUGUCAUCUGCUGCAGAAGAAUGGGGACCUCUCCUCCCUCGCCCACAAGUGACACGUACUGGCGACACAUCAGAAAUCUCAUCAAGUUGACGGGCUCCCUCAUUCUGGGAGGUUCUUUGUUUUUAACAUACGGAGUUCUGGCCCUGAAGAAGUCCUUGACGCUGGAUUCUCAGGUGGUAGAGCAAGAAAAGAUGAAAUCGUACAUAUACGUGAACGCGGCUUCCUCGGACAUCAGGGACACGCAGGGAGUCACAUACCAGGCAAGGAAAGAACUUCAUAAAGCAGUGAGGAAAAUGCUGGCCACGUCAGCCAGAAUACUACGUGGUCCAUUUGCUGACAGCUUCAGCACGGUGGACGUGGAGGACCACGAGUGUGCCGUGUGGCUGCUGCUGCGGAAGAGCAUGGCGGGCGACGCGGCGACGCGGCUGCAGGCUGUGCGGGAGCUGUCCCAGGCCCACCACUGGCACGAUUACCAGUACAGGAUCAUCGCCCAGGCCUGUGACAGGAGGACACUGGUGGGCCUGGCACGAAGCAAAGAGAGUGACCUUCGCUUUUUCCUCCCACCUCCUCCUUUGCCACCAUUAAAAGACGACUCUUGCAUCGAAGAGGAGCUCAGGCACCUGCUGGCCUCCCUGCCACAGACAGAGGUGGACGAGUGUGUCCAAUACUUCACGUCGUUGGCGCUGAGCGAGAGCAGUCAGAGUCUGGCUGCCCAGAAGGGUGGAUUGUGGUGUUUCGGAGGAAAUGGACUCCCUUACGCGGAAAGUUUUGGGAAGGUUCCUUCAGCCACAGUAGAGACGUUCUGCUUAGAAGCGAUCGUAAAACAUUCUGAGGUGAGACUUCUUGUCAAAAAGAUGCUGGUGGAAGCCGCCAAGGACCCGGCCAUGAGCGCGCUGGUCAACAACACCAGGGGGAUGAUUUUCUACAGCGUCCCUCACCACGGGUCGCACCUGGCCGAGUACUCCGUCACCUACCGCUACCUCCUCUUCCCCUCGCUGGAGGUCAAGGAACUCAGCAAGGACUCCCCGGCCCUGAAAGUGCUGCAGGACGACUUCCUGGAGUUCGCGAAAGGCAAGGACUUCCAGGUGCUCAGCUUCGUGGAGACGCUGCCCACCUACAUCGGGAGCAUGAUCAAGCUGCACGUGGUGCCCGUGGAGUCGGCAGAUUUAGGCAUUGGCGACCUCAUUCCUGUGGAUGUCAACCACUUGAACAUUUGUAAGCCAAAGACAAAGAACGCUUUUCUGUAUCAGCGUACUCUCCGGUUCAUCCACGAAACUCUGGCCAAAGACCUUGAGAACUAA